GCCUGGUUUUGAUUCCCAACUGCGAAGAGAAAGAGGAAGGGAUGGAAGGGGGCACCUUCUCGGGCGUCGGCAAUGGAGCUCAAGUGGACAACAAAAUUCUCCAGACCUUCCAGAAGAGCUUCGUCCAGGUCCAGAGCAUCCUGGAUCAGAACAGGCUGUUGAUCAACGAGAUCAACCAGAACCAUGAGUCGAAGGUCCCCGACAACCUCAGCCGGAACGUUGGCCUGAUCCGAGAGCUCAACAGCAACAUCAGGAGGGUCGUCGACCUCUACGCCGACCUCUCGAGCUCGUUUUCCAAGUCCGUGGAGUCGUCGGAGGGAGACUCGGCCGGCACGCUUUGGUCCGACGGGAAGGCUGGGCAGAAGAGAACUAGGCCCGGGUAGAGGCAAAGGCAGGCGCAGAGACAAUGGCAGUAGGAUUGGACCUUGAUAGCUUGGUAGAGAAAUAAUAGGUGAUUUCUUCCAUUGUUGUAAUUCCUAUCUAACUCCCCUUUUUCUCUUUUCUCAUUGAAAUGGUGCUCUGUCUGCGUUCCAAACUAGUCUCAUCUUCUUCAGUUGUAGUGUUCUUGCAACUGUCCUAUGGGCAUACCUUUGUUUGGAAAUUCCCAUGAAAAUAGAGUGAGCAUUACAACUCGUCAUAUACAUUGUUGUUGAUUCUUAUGUAUCGGUAUUUAUUGUCAUAAAAGCCAAUAGCAUGUCCUGAGCUCUAUCUAUC
Molecule: messenger RNA, 714 nt
Organism: Phoenix dactylifera (date palm)
Lineage: Eukaryota; Viridiplantae; Streptophyta; Magnoliopsida; Arecales; Arecaceae
Source: RefSeq, a predicted model, not a curated record